This is a messenger RNA of Fonsecaea erecta, 4383 nucleotides long. RefSeq lists its product as hypothetical. Lineage: Eukaryota; Fungi; Ascomycota; Eurotiomycetes; Chaetothyriales; Herpotrichiellaceae. The record is from RefSeq and is a predicted model, not a curated record. The transcript is spliced from 3 exons. Gene Ontology annotation, molecular function: monoacylglycerol lipase activity. The coding region runs from base 1 to 4383 and encodes 1460 amino acids.
AUGCUCCUGCUCCAUCAGACUGGCGCUGUCCGGGUCGGUGAGGUCGUGAGAUAUACUGUAACCUAUACCCCUAGCCUCGACCGCAUCCUUCCGCCCCCGACACACUUGCACGUGAAGAUCAAGAACACGGUUGCUGCACCUCUCCGUGCUGCCUAUCUCCAUGGGCCUUACACUCUAUACGUGGCGUGCUACCCGUCCACAUUCGAUCCGUACAAGAAACAUGAAGCUGCCGACACGGAAGGCGUACCGUACUUUGAACCGCAGUUGAAGGCCGGUGGGCAGUGGAACGCGAAACUCACGGUCCCCGAGCAUGUCAGAGAAGAUGCCCAGAGACAGAGCAUCGACGUACGACGCGGAGAUCGAGGGGGAAGUGAGCGGAAAAGCUUCACCUGGAUCAUCGAAAUUGCCUCGCAGGUGAUCUUUUCCAAGACCGCGAGCGUGGACUAUGAAGUCCUCGUGGGACGCGAUGAGAAGUCCGUGGAACUGGGGUUCCAUGGUGUCAUUGGAUCGGGCCAAGGUGCACCAGGUCGACUCGAAGACCAUCAACAGGCUCGGUCGCAAAAAGCCACCUCUCCGCAGCACCCGAGGGGCGUCUUCUCCAAGGCAGUCCGACUGGUGGUCGAUGACACCCACAGCCUCUGGAACACUCCUCCCUUUCCCGAGUGGGAGGAGGAGGCCGACGGGCAAACCAAAGUCCGGGUGGAACAGGGGCCCCAGCACGGCGACAAGAGAGAUGCUGACGCCAAACCGGAGAAGACGCAGAGGAAGCAGAAGAAGAUCCACCUGGUCCUUCUCACCCAUGGCAUUCACAGCAAUGUGGGUGCGGACAUGUUGUUUAUGAAGGAGAGCAUCGACACGGCCGCGAGGCAGGCGAGGGAAGACGCCAAAAGGAGGCGGGCCGAGCUUAGGGCUCGACGUGUGGCCCGGGAGAAUGAAUUCGGGCGAGAUGCUCUAGGACAGCGAUCACAAUCCAUGCCGGACAUUACGAGAGCCGGGGAUCUUCCUCCUGAAGCUGCUAACCCUGUUGACUUGGAGGAGGGUCAUCAGGAGGAGGAAGAUGAGGAAGACGAAGAAGAAAUCUACGUACGAGGCUUCACCGGCAACACCAUGAAGACCGAAAGAGGCAUCCAGUAUCUGGGCAAGCGUUUCGCCAAAUACGUCCUCUCCAUCACCUAUCCGGACCAACCGUACUUACCGGUCAAGUCGUCCAUGGGGAAGUCCCUCUCACAAUCUCUAGCAUCAUCCUUGUCCAAUAAACCAAGCCCGCAAGACCAGGGCAGCACGCAACCGGCACAUAAAAACAGCAGCAUCAUCAAAGACGAAAAUCACCGAGCUCACAAGCUGCCGUACCGCAUCACCUCCAUCAGUUUCAUCAGCCACAGCCUGGGCGGGUUAAUACAAACGUACGCCAUCGCGUACAUCCAGAAGCAUUCUCCCGAGUUCUUCAACCUGAUCAAACCGAUCAAUUUCGUCGCCAUGGCCACACCAUUUCUGGGCCUGAGCAACGAGAAUCCCAUCUACGUCAAGUUUGCCCUGGAUUUUGGCUUGGUUGGGAGGACCGGCCAGGACCUGGGUCUGACGUGGAGGCCGCCAACGUUGGCGAAGAGCGGCUGGGGAGCUGUGGUGGCUGGAUUCACGAACGAGUCUCACAAAAGCGGCCCAGGAAAGGAGUCUGAUCCGGGGGCCAAACCUUUACUGCGGAUUCUGCCCACGGGACCAGCGCAUGUGGCGUUGAAGAAGUUCCGAAAUCGCACCGUCUACUCCAACGUGGUCAAUGACGGGAUUGUGCCUUUGAGAACGUCCUGCCUGCUGUUCUUGGACUGGCGAGGGCUGGGUCGCGUGGAAAAGGCCAGACGAGAAAGCGGCCUGGUCGGGACCAUGGUGGGAUGGGGUUGGGCUGAAAUGACGGGACAAAAUGCCAGCGACCCUAGAAAGGCGCUGACCUGGAACAACUUGUUCAGCGACAGUGGCGAGGACGUGAGCGCCCACAAGUCCGGCAAAUCGACCCCGGAUCCCGAAUCGAAAGUGCCGCAGGCGGAGACCAGCGAAGGCUUCGAUCACGACCAGCGAGCGCCCGAACCGGAAGAGAGUCAGUUCCUGGAGAAGAAGGACAGCCUGUCGUCGGAACGGUCGACAAACGCCGCCGAAGUACGAUCAACAUCCGCACCGAACUUGUGGACAGAACUGUUGAACUUCUUCAAGCCACAUGCCGGACAGCGAAAGUCACCACCGGGCAGUCCGCCCAAGAGUCCGAGGAAGACGCAGAAGAUCUACCGACGAGGGCAGACAAUGUAUCACCAGCAAGAGCAACAAGACUCUGGCGAAGCGUCACAAGAAAUCCCUCAAGCAGAAAGCAAUGGAAAUGCCGAGAGGGGUGUGGUCCGCGGCGCAUCAUUAUAUACCAACAGUUCCCAGGACGGCGGCGCCGGCGACGUCGAGGCGCCUCCCAAAACUACCUUUUUCGAGUCGGCAGGAGAUCUCCUCAACCCACCACUGCCCCCGAAGGACUUCAUCCUUGAUCCUGCGGCUCGCCCGAGGACGAUUUUCCAUGACCGUGUGUAUCACCCACAAGACAUCCCUCCGCCGCCAGCGAAACGGCAGCGGACUUUUGGAAUCAAGCGCUCCGCAUCGAGCAUUGGGUCUCAGUCAUCAUCCUCUCAACUCCCAUCCGCGCCGGCUUCUCCCUCUGAUGCUCGCCGCCCUUCCUCGGGACACUCUCCAGACAAUCCCACGGAUGCUAGUCAGGCACCACAACAGUCUCAGGCUCAAGAGGUCGGUGCCAUGAAAAUCGAGGAGAAAAUUGCUCGUGCCUACCAUAAAGAUCUGUCGUGGCGUAAGGUUUUGGUGCGGCUCGAGCCUGAUGCGCACAACAACAUGGUGGUCCGCCGGAUGUUUGCGAAUGCGUACGGGUGGCCGGUUGUGCGGCACCUGUGUGAUACACAUUUCGGGUACACGGCGGCGGCGAGGACCAGAGAUGAAGAUGAAGAGAAUGUGGAAAGAGCAGUGGGACGAGAAGAAUUCGCUCCCGGUGAGGAGAGGGAAGGGGAGAGUGUUAGGGGCCAACGAGACCUCCCCGAGGAGAAGGGGACCCAAGGAGGCGUUGAUGACGGUGAAAAGAAAGCAAAGACUACUGAUAAUAUCAGAGUCACCGAGUCGAGUCCGACCGAAGUUGCGGAUAUCCAUGCGGAUCUGCAGAAGUUACACACGGCUUGGAAAGUGCGAGAUCGCGACAAGCAAGUUACUCCCACCCGACGUGCGACGAAGCGGACCGAAUCCGAAAUCCGGGAGUCCCGAGACGAUGUCGCAGAGCUGGUGUCCCGGAUUAGUGCCACAGGGGAGAGCAGCUACAGCGGCAUGAACUCCAGCAAAGCUGCACUGUCCCGGCUUGUCCGGCAGGACAGCGCACGAUGGAGUGAUCGGUUUUUCGAGGGAAGUUCGGACGGCGACGAGGAAGACGAAGAAGACGGGUUGGGUGAGGAGUUGAGGAAAGCGAAGUAUCGAGGGCAACUCGAUCGCAUGUUCAACAUUGACUUCGACAUCGACUCGGCCGAUGAGGGAAUGACCACGUCGAGGCUUGUGGAUGGGCCACUCACCGCCAGCCCGCAGGGUACGAAGCUGAGUAGGCCCAAAAAAGGAAAAGAAAGGGAGGACGAUAGAUCAUCAGCGUCUGGGGGCAAGGAUGGGCACAUCAUCAUCGAUCCACAAGCGCCCUUCUCUGCGGAGCCCGGUGAGCUGGAGCCUCUCUCACAUUCUUCGGCGGGCACAAGCACGUCGACACGCCAUGUCAACGAUGGGGAAGUCAAGCCGGAGGCACACCUGGAGCCUGAAUCGAUCCCUUCCAUGAGCACCAGUGCAGCAUUGGGCCUGUCGCUGGGCGAGAACGUCGAUGAGAGAUGGAAAAGGGAGACAAGGCCUGCAAACGUGGGAGAAGCUGGCGGUGACAAAUCCGGAGAACUGGCAGCAAAGGGACGGCCUCUUGUCUUGUUUGACCUCACCAACGAGAUCUCCAAGGUGCGUCCGUUGGAACCGGGCGAGUGCAUCGUUCUCACCCCCGUAACCCUCGCGGAGGGAUUUCGCGAGUUCCAAGAGCGGGUACGAGAUGCGACCAACAAAAAGACUCUGGCGUCGGUCAAGGAUGCUCUUAAAGAGACUAUCAAGAAAGUCGAACAGUGCGAGGGGGAAGUGGUCGCGGCGAGAGACACCGUGGGGAUAGCCGGGAGGAAGCGGAAACGCCGUGCAAUGGAUGCUGUUGACGAGCAGAUGGAAGUGGUCGUCGGGUUGAGGAAGCGGUUGAAGACGAAUCCACUGGAGGCUGAAGACGAUGUCUCUGAUACCGAGAACGGGGCCGAAUCUCAGGAAUCUGGAACUCUCCGUCGCCUGUGA